AUGUUAUUAAUAAUUCUACUGUCUGUAGCUGCUUUUGCAUACGUGCAUAAAGAGGAAUAACAUGUGAUGGAUGUUUAUAACAAAAUGAAUUCUAUAAAGGAAUUCCUAUCCCAAUUGGAGUAUUAUACGGCUCUGGAGAAAUUGGAGGUAAGGUCGAAAGAAAAUUUGCAGUUUGAGGAAGAAAGUUUUACGAUCUACAGUGAGCAUUACUAAGAAGUAAGGACAUUUGAAAUUUGUAGCUCCUCUAAUCAUUGAAAGCAGAAUAGGUGUGUCAUAAGAAGUAGAAGGAAGACAUGUAGAUGUUCUUAAGGGAAACCUUUCCAGAAUCAAUUGAUAAGAUAAAACGUAUAAUUGCAGAUAAAGUAUAUUAGUUAAUAAAAUAAGGAAAAACUCAUAGAAGGAGACAUUAAAGAACUAGCAAAGAUAAAACAUUCUUAGCCUGAAGAUAUCAGCAAACGUUUUGAGGAAUUUAAUUAUUUGCAUCAAAAAAUAUAAGAAGGUAAGAUCAAUUAGAUAAUGAUGUUUUAGUGUUAGAAUCGAAUGAUCAACAGGACAUCUAUAAAGCCUUGGAAUUAUUGGAAUCAAAAAUAAUGAUAGGGUCAUUCAAGCAGAUGCAAAAUUAGGAAGUGGAUUUUUUUAUGAAGAGCGUUGAUAGAUUAUUCCGAGAAAAAUCAAAUCCUCAUAAAAAAGAAGAGUCAAUCUAAUUGCUGAGUUUAAUGAGGAGUGUUAUAUCUGAGUAUCUGAUAACGAUGAUGAAUGAUCAAUUGGAGUAGUCCUUUGAUUUAUUGGAUAAGGAACUUUUUUUCACUCAAUCCAAGCACACUCAUAUCAAUGCUAAAGAUCAAUACGUAAAUCUGCUGCAGAGAGUAGAAUGUAAGUUUGUGAUUAAUCAAAACUGUAGAAAAUCAUUACAAUAUUUGGAAGAGUAUCUUAGAAGCCAAAUUUGACAGCACAAUGCUGGAAGUAGCUGAAAAACAAUAGGAUACUGCAAGUAAAAUAGGGAAUCGUGCUAUGCAAUAUCAUACAUAGAUGUAAGAAAUGUUUAAGGCAAUGCUAGAACGUUUUUUAUAAAGAUGA
This is a messenger RNA of Paramecium octaurelia, 1077 nucleotides long. The record is from the annotation of a GenBank genome assembly. NCBI's taxonomy places the organism in Eukaryota, Ciliophora, Oligohymenophorea, Peniculida, Parameciidae.